Molecule: messenger RNA, 816 nt
Organism: Penicillium angulare
Lineage: Eukaryota; Fungi; Ascomycota; Eurotiomycetes; Eurotiales; Aspergillaceae
Product: ribose-5-phosphate isomerase RKI1
Exons: 2
Coding region: 1-816 (271 amino acids)
Biological process (GO): pentose-phosphate shunt, non-oxidative branch; D-ribose metabolic process
Cellular component (GO): intracellular membrane-bounded organelle
Molecular function (GO): ribose-5-phosphate isomerase activity
Source: RefSeq, a predicted model, not a curated record
AUGUCUGACGUUGAAGCUGCUAAGCGCGCGGCCGCUCAGACCGCCGUCGCAAACCACUAUCCCAAGGAUGCUCGCUGGGUUGGUAUCGGCAGUGGCUCUACCAUUGUCUACGUCGUUGAAGCUAUUAAGGCCCUCGGUAUCGAUACUAGCGCCACUCGGUACGUGCCUACGGGAUACCAGUCGCGCCAGCUGGUUGUCAGUGCUGGAUUGACUGCCGUUGAAUUCGAUGCUCUUCCCGCUGGUACAGUGCUCGAUGUAGCGUUUGAUGGUGCGGAUGAGGUCGACGAUGAUCUGAACUGUAUCAAGGGAGGCGGUGCCUGUCUUUUCCAGGAGAAGAUCGUCGCUAUGCAAGCGAAGGAAUUCAUUUGCGUUGCUGACUCGCGCAAGCUCCAGUCGCGUCUCCUUACCAACUGGAAAUAUGUUCCUAUUGAGGUCGCUCCCAUGGCUGCUUAUCGUGUCUUGAAUAAGCUUAAGGAGCUCGGCAGUGUUGACCCUGUUAUCCGAACCAAUCCUGACCCGAAGGAGGGCCCGCGCAAGACAGACCAGGACUUUUUCCUCAUCGAUGCUCCUUUCCCCAUUAUGCUGACCCAGUCUGAUAUUGUGGCCGGCAAGGUUUCGGGCCAGGAUGGUGCUUGGGAGGUGAAUGACUUGUCUAAGAAGAUUAAGGAAAUUGUUGGAGUUCUUGAAGUUGGCAUUUUCUCUGGGUUGACUGGACCCCAGGCCUCUGCUGCUGGCGGUGUUGGUGGACAGCGACCUGUCGCGGCGUACUUUGGUAUGCCCGAUGGCUCUGUGUCAGUACGAAAGGCUUCUUCAUGA